Messenger RNA from Spizellomyces punctatus DAOM BR117, 1827 nucleotides. RefSeq names its product threonine synthase. The coding region runs from base 46 to 1767 and encodes 573 amino acids. Gene Ontology annotation, biological process: L-threonine biosynthetic process. The transcript has a single exon. The record is from RefSeq and is a predicted model, not a curated record. Lineage: Eukaryota; Fungi; Chytridiomycota; Chytridiomycetes; Spizellomycetales; Spizellomycetaceae. Gene Ontology annotation, molecular function: pyridoxal phosphate binding; threonine synthase activity.
GGGGAAGGUUUUCUCGUGUUCCAUCCCACAAAAAUCUAGAUUGCAAUGCGUUACCGUUCAACGAGAGGGAAGUCAACGAACCUCUCUUUUGAGGAGGCGGUCUUUGAAGGUCUGGCGACCGACGGAGGACUUUACAUUCCACACCAUGUUCCUACAGUGCCACUCUCUGAGAUCCUCUCGUGGGCAGACCUGCCCUUUCCAAAGCUGGCAGCUAAGAUCUUUCGCAAAUUCAUUGCAGAGCAGGAAAUACCCGACAAGGAUCUGGAGGAUAUAUUGACUCGCUCAUUCGCCACCUUUUCUACCCCGGAAGUCACUCCAUUGACAAAGUUGCCUAACGUGCGGCCAGAACUAGGCAAUCACAACUUCGAUAAUCUCUAUGUGUUGGAGCUCUUCCGUGGGCCUACAUUUGCCUUCAAGGAUGUGGCAUUGCAGGUUCUCGGGAAUCUGUUCGAGUACUUUCUAGCCAGAAGGAACAGAGGAAGUGUUGAGCAAUAUGGCAUCACUGUGUUGGGGGCCACCAGUGGAGACACCGGUGGUGCUGCCAUCUAUGGGCUGCGAGGGAAGAAGAAUGUAAAUGUCUUCAUUCUUCACCCCAAAGGUCGUAUCUCGCCUGUGCAAGAGCAGCAGAUGACCAGUGUUCUCGAUGAAAAUGUCCACAACGUGGCUGUGGAAGGUACCUUUGACGAUUGUCAGGAUAUUGUAAAGACACUCUUCGGAGACGAACCAUUUCGGCGACGAUUCCACCUUGCUGCCAUCAACUCGAUCAACUGGGCACGUAUCCUUGCUCAAACCACCUACUACUUCUACUCGUACUUCACACUGUUAAAGCGCAUUGGUGCGCCUUCCGGUGCAACAAGUUAUGCAGCGUUGACCAAAGUUCAAUACAGUGUGCCCACUGGAAAUUUUGGCGAUAUUCUGGCAGGGUAUUAUGCCGUCCGAAUGGGUCUUCCGAUUGAAAGACUUAUUGUUGCUACUAAUGAGAACGACAUCCUACAUCGAUUCUUCCAGACCGGAAGAUACGAGAAGAAGAAGGCCGGCUCUGGGGAUGAAGAAGUACGACAAACUCUGUCUCCUGCUAUGGACAUUUUAGUGAGCUCGAACUUUGAGCGACUCAUAUGGUACCUUUCCCGAGGCGAUGGUCGACAUACAGGAGCGGACGCUGAGACGGAAGAAAAGGCGCAAGUCGCCAGUGCCACUAUCGCUCAAUGGAUGUCCGACUUAAAAGCGAAGGGUGGUUUCAGCGUUCCGGAAGAUGUACUCGCCCGUGCAAAGGAGGUUUUCUCGUCAUUUUGCACGUCUGACGCACAGACUACGGACGCCAUACAACGAUAUUAUCACCACCAGUUCAGCCUGCCUUAUGAGCCCACCCCUUCACAUGCCGGCGCAGAUUCGGGAUGCCCGGCUUAUGUACUGGACCCUCACACGGCGGUUGGAGUUGUGGCUGCGGAGAAUUUCAUUCAGAACGGAGGAUCCGCUACUGCCUAUACCAUCUGCUUAUCCACUGCAAGCCCCGGCAAAUUCCCUGAGGCUGUGCUGAAGGCGAUAAAUGAGAAUGUACCGAAUACUUCAUUACAGAGAGGGUUUAAGGCAGUUAGUUAUGCAGAUAUUGCCCCACGUCAGCUAGUGGAAUUGGAAGGACUGCCAAAACGCUGCGUAGACAUCUCGACUGACGGAGGAAAGAAGGAACUUGGGCUAGAAGGAGUGAGGAACACUAUAGAGGAGAAAGUAGGAGCUGGUUUUCCAGCCGUGGCGGCCGCAAAGAUUUAAAAUGGAUGUAUUAUAUGAAUCAACUAUAUUGCAAUAGCAAUUUUCUGUCGCUACUCGAAA